Messenger RNA from Stereum hirsutum FP-91666 SS1, 1025 nucleotides. Its product is annotated as williams-Beuren syndrome critical region protein 22. The transcript is spliced from 6 exons. The coding region runs from base 65 to 946 and encodes 293 amino acids. NCBI's taxonomy places the organism in Eukaryota, Fungi, Basidiomycota, Agaricomycetes, Russulales, Stereaceae. Gene Ontology annotation, biological process: rRNA (guanine-N7)-methylation. Gene Ontology annotation, molecular function: rRNA (guanine) methyltransferase activity. Gene Ontology annotation, cellular component: nucleolus. The record is from RefSeq and is a predicted model, not a curated record.
CAAGACCCGUCUGAUAUCCACAACAAAAGCCACAUCCAGCAGGCACCUCUGUCGCACUUACAACAUGUCACGACCAGAACUUAUCGCCCCACCUGAAAUGUAUUAUGGUGACACAGAAGCGAAGAAGUACACCAAUAACACUCGUAUUCAGAUGAUCCAGGCAUCAAUGACCUAUCGUGCUCUUGAGCUCCUGAAUCUUCCACCGGACGAACCAGCUUUUCUACUUGAUAUAGGAUGUGGAUCCGGUCUUUCUGGUGAGAUCUUGGAUGAAGAGGGUCAUAUAUGGGCCGGUGUGGAUAUUGCGCCUAGCAUGCUCGAGGUGGCACUAGAGAGAGAAGUAGAGGGCGAUCUCUUCCUACAAGACAUAGGUCAGGGCUUCGGCUUCAGACCGGGAAGCUUUGACGGUGCCAUCAGCAUCUCCGUCAUUCAAUGGCUUCUGAACGCAGAGACAUCCCAUCCAACAUCAUCACCACCGCAUCGCCUCACCCGCUUCUUCACGACCCUCCAUUCAGCCCUCCGCAACCCCUCCCGCGCCGUCCUUCAAUUCUACCCCACAUCAGACGACCAGAUACAACUCAUCACUUCCAUAGCCCAGAAGGCUGGAUUCGGAGGAGGUAUUGUCGUCGAUUAUCCUAAUUCCAAAAAGGCGAGGAAGGUGUUUUUGUGUCUGUUCGUGGGCGGAGGUGGGCCGGCACAGGUACCGAAGGGACUGCAAGGAGAGGGCGAGGAGGAGAUGGACGAGGACGGGUUUGCACAGGAUGGGAAGGCGAAGUUUGAGAAGAGGAGACAGAGGGAGCAGAGGAGAGAGAGGAGCGGAAAGAAGGGUAAGAAGGUUAUUGAUAAGGAUUGGAUCUUGAAAAAGAAAGAGCUUUACCGGAGACGAGGAAAAGACGAUGUCCCAAAGGACUCAAAAUACACCGGUCGGAAACGGAAGGCUGUUUUCUGAUCCUUGCCGUCUCAUUCAUUGUAUCCUGCUGCAUAUUGUAUCGUCUCCUCCAGAAGCAUGUUGCUUUAUUAGAUUUGCC